This is a messenger RNA of Helianthus annuus (common sunflower), 631 nucleotides long. Its product is annotated as glutaredoxin-like. The transcript is spliced from 7 exons. Bases 152 to 631 code for a protein of 159 amino acids. The record is from RefSeq and is a predicted model, not a curated record. NCBI's taxonomy places the organism in Eukaryota, Viridiplantae, Streptophyta, Magnoliopsida, Asterales, Asteraceae. Gene Ontology annotation, cellular component: cytoplasm. Gene Ontology annotation, biological process: cellular response to oxidative stress. Gene Ontology annotation, molecular function: glutathione disulfide oxidoreductase activity.
GUGUUUCUUUACACAAUCAAUGUGAUGUGUUUUUGGUGUUCUUUUUCAUUUUCUUCCGGUCUUCUUAAACAAUCAAUGUGAUGUGUAGGUAGGGUGUUCAAUUAACACACGACUCCGGUUGUGACUUAAACCGCAUUUCCCUAAGACUAGCAUGAAGGGAUGGAGGAAUAAAGUAAACGAUUACAACCUAUAUUUUGUACUUGGGGAUCUUUGGGAGUCUUUAAAGGAAUGGAGUGCAUAUGGAGCUGGAGUUCCUCUUGUGUUGAAUGAAAGUGAUUCAGUUGUUCAAUACAAUGUUCCUUAUUUGUCCGACAUUCAACUUUAUGUAGAUACGACAACACCCCUAACCAAAAGAAGCAAGACUUGGUGUGGCUAUUGCAAGAGCGUGAAGAAACUGUUCUCCGAGCUUAACGUGUCCUACAAGGUUAUCGAACUGGAUGAAGAAAGUGAUGGAGGUGAAAUCCAAUCCACUCUAUCAGAGUGGACCGGUCAGAGUAUUGUUCCUAAUGUAUUCAUAGGUGGGAAGCACAUUGGUGGCUCGGAUGAUAUUAUGGAAAAGCAUCGAGCUGGGAAGCUGGUGCCGUUGCUAACCGAAGCAGGUGCCAUCGUGAAUGCCUCUGCACAGCUCUGA